AGGAGCUGUGGCAGAUAAAAGAACCCAUGUUUUCACAUCUUUCCUUUGACUGUGUCCUGCUGCUGCUGCUGUUACUACUUGCAAGGUCUUUGGAAGAGGAAUACAUAGUGGAGGUGGGUCAGGAUGCCCGACUACCCUGCUUCUACACUCCCAACCCCCCAGGGAGCCUGGUGCCUGUAUGCUGGGGCAAGGGAGCUUGUCCUGUGUUAAAAUGUGGCACUGAGAUACUCAGAGUCAAUGAAAGGAACAUGAUAUAUCAGGCAUCGAGCAGAUACCAGCUAAAGGGGAAUUUCCACCGAGGAAACGUAUCCCUGACCAUAGAGAAUGUGACUUCAGCAGACAGUGGGAUCUAUUGCUGCCGGAUCCAAUUCCCAGGUCCAAUGAAUGAUAAAAAAUAUGACUUGAAGUUGGUCAUCAAACCAGCCAAGGUCACCCCUGUUCCAACUCUGCAGAGACCCUUUACUACGACCUUUCCAAGAAUGCUUACCAGUGGGAGACACAACUCAGAAACAUGGACACUGGGGAUACUCCAAGAUGAAAAUCAAACACAAAUAUCCAUAUCGGCUAAUGAGUUACAAGACCCUAGAGUGACCAUCAGAACAGUUGUCUACAUUGGAGCAGGAAUCUCCGGGCUGGUUCUCACUCUUAUCUUUGGUGUUUUAAUUUUCAAAUGGCAUUCUUAUAGCAAAGAGAAGUUACAGAAUUCAAGGCUCGUCUCUUUGUCCAACUUUGCCCCUUCAGGGUUAGCCAAUGCAGCAGCAGAGGGGAUGCGCUCAGAAGAAAACAUCUAUACCAUUGAGGAGAACGUGUACGAGAUGGAGGAUCCAAAUGAGUACUACUGCUCUGUCAGCCAUGGGCAGCAAGCCUGA
Molecule: messenger RNA, 869 nt
Organism: Otolemur garnettii (small-eared galago)
Lineage: Eukaryota; Metazoa; Chordata; Mammalia; Primates; Galagidae
Gene: HAVCR2
Product: hepatitis A virus cellular receptor 2
Exons: 8
Coding region: 27-869 (280 amino acids)
Source: RefSeq, a predicted model, not a curated record